Aphanomyces astaci is the source of this 2237-nucleotide messenger RNA. RefSeq lists its product as hypothetical. NCBI's taxonomy places the organism in Eukaryota, Oomycota, Saprolegniomycetes, Saprolegniales, Verrucalvaceae. The record is from RefSeq and is a predicted model, not a curated record. The transcript has 4 exons. The coding region runs from base 29 to 1828 and encodes 599 amino acids.
GCGAACCGGCGCGACGCGAAAGUUGACCAUGUCGAUGGUCAAAACCCAAGCGUACCAACUGGACCUCCGUGCCAAACGGGAAACUAACCCGGUUUUGUCGCAAACGUAUGGCCGACACAUUCUCCUUCAGAAGGCACACAUGCAGCUGUACCAGGCCAUCCCGCACACGGCGCGGGCUCGACAAGGCAGUCCAUUGCAUCAACGCAGCAACAGCACAGGGAACAACGACGGCUCGCAAAGUGCACGGGAAUGGACAGAGCAUGACGACGCCCGCGUUCCAGUCAAAGGCAUGCUCUUGGAGCACAUCCUGGAACAGCGACAAAAGGCCCACGAUGACCUUGCGCAGCUGCAGUUGGCUUCCCCAUCUACAACGACACCCAUCGUGGAAGAAUUGGAGGAGAUGCUGCGGCGAAUCCCCGCGCACACUGUAAAGCGAUUCAUCGCGAGUAAGACGCCGGCGGACACAGAGGGAGACGACCACAUGCCUUUGCGGGGCUGUCGCGAUACCUCCACGGACACGGCUGUGUCAUGGCUUAGAAAGCAAGAGUAUUUCACACGUAAAGGUCGCGUAUUGGAGCGGGACAAGGCGGCGUUCCUUGCGUUGCACAUGAAGGCCCUGAGCAUGGAGCUCAGUCGCGCCAUCAACAGCUUCGACGACGCCAGGGACUUGGAAGCUCGAUUAUUGGUGCAAAAGCAGAUGCAGUUGCAAGCCACGAUGCGGGACACCGUGGCCAGCAUCGCCCAGCUCAAGGCUAAACGAGCCCACGGUGUCCCUGUUCUCGUUUCGGACGUGGACGACUGUCGAAGUCAAAUCGACUCGACGGAAGAGGCCAUCUUGCACGUGCAAUCCAAGCAUGCCGAGCGAGUGGAGGAGCUUCUACGGCUCGAGCGCAACCUCCAGCGAGAUUUGACAACGUUUGAAACCAAGAUGGGAUCGUGGGAUUCCCAUAACCAAGCCAAGGUCGUGGGCACGCGCGUGCUCAAUCGAGCGCAGAGCCUCUUGCGUCGGAACGGUCUCGUGUCGGUCACGGGUGACCGCAACAACGAUCAGCAAGUGCCCGAGUGCCAAGACGACGCGAACCGAGUGCGCGCACUGGACGCGCUCAUCCUCCAGACCGGGCAGGGCUGCGGUGGAUGGGACGCCACCGACCACGCAGCGUUCGUGUCUGCGCUGCGGCACUUGGGGUGGACAGACGGGACUCUAACUUCCCGCUUGCAAACGCACGAGGAAGGGCUCGAUGCUCUGCAGGUGGAGGCCGUUGUGCGACGAUGUGCAAGUAGUGGCGUACUGGUAGGCAAGUCCUCCGACUCCGUCCGUACGCACUUGGAGUGGUACUUCAGUCACAUGAAACUGGUGAACGAGAAGCGCCGAGCCAUCGCGAAGUGGAAAGGCCGCCGACAAGAACAGCGGCGGGCGUCGGGGGUAUCAAGUGCCCAAGCACCUGUGGUGGUCGACGACGCACCGAACGAACGUCGAGUGCACGAGCGUGCAGACACCAAAGCGCAAGUGCGCGCAUGGCGCGCCGAACGGCGAGUGCAGCAACAACACCAGGCCAGCCAAGGCAGUUCAAGCAACCAGCUCACGUCGUCAUCGGCUUUGGAUGCAUUGAAGCGACUGGAAACCAAGCAAAAGGUGGCCCUGUACAAGCUGCAAAAGGAGGAAGACCUGGCACGACAACAGGCCGCCGCCGAACUCGUUCGGAAGGCAACGUUGGCUCGACAGCCCUCCAAGGUUUUAUGUGACAAAGGACAUUCUAUGCUUAUGGUAACUAUUGUAGAAACAACUCGAUGCGACAUCCGAUGCCGCCAUCGCCAUGGCCAAAGUUAAAUUGGACAAAGUGCAGUCUCAGCAAGCCGCCAUCCAACAGGCCGCCACCCUUCCCCAGCGCCCCAAAUUGCCCCUGUUUGUCCCCAAAGACUCCACAGUAACGCAGCCAACCAAAGCAUCGGCUGCCCGGGGCACCACCCCCAACGAACUGCAAGCGCAAGCUACUGCCCGACACACUUCCGGUGCCCACGAAGCGUACGUUCCUGGUUUGGCAGGGGCGGGACAUGUGAAAGGCAAGAGUUUCGGACAUGUGUCCAGUCAACCGCGAGCGGUGCCGACAUGGAGGCGGCGUGGGUAAUAAGAAUACACGUACGAUCUCGGGCAACGCCCUUGUUCCCCAAUCGAAUUGGCCCCACAUUGGUAGUAAGACAGUAGGUUUAUUGUGUUACACAGAGUUCCCAGCAUACUG